Molecule: messenger RNA, 258 nt
Organism: Dracunculus medinensis (Guinea worm)
Lineage: Eukaryota; Metazoa; Nematoda; Chromadorea; Rhabditida; Dracunculidae
Source: the annotation of a GenBank genome assembly
AUGGGAGUGGUAUCCGAAGAAUCUGUUCGUAAAUGCUUAAAUGAAGCGUUGAAACCAUCACACUUGGAAAUUACAGAUUUUUCUGAUGGCUGUGGUAAUAAAUACAAUAUACUCGUUGUUUCAGAAAAAUUUGAUGGUCUUUCAACUCUCGAAUCCCACAGAUUGGUACAAAAAGCGUUAGGUGAUAAAUUUGAUCACAUACAUGCAUUAUCUAUAAAUACAUAUACGUUAGAGAAGUGGAAAAACAAAUCGAAGUAG